Molecule: messenger RNA, 3223 nt
Organism: Gilbertella persicaria
Lineage: Eukaryota; Fungi; Mucoromycota; Mucoromycetes; Mucorales; Choanephoraceae
Exons: 3
Coding region: 27-3059 (1010 amino acids)
Biological process (GO): translation reinitiation; formation of cytoplasmic translation initiation complex
Cellular component (GO): multi-eIF complex; eukaryotic translation initiation factor 3 complex, eIF3e; eukaryotic translation initiation factor 3 complex, eIF3m
Molecular function (GO): mRNA binding; translation initiation factor activity
Source: RefSeq, a predicted model, not a curated record
GCAAAGAUUACAAUACACCUUUAACAAUGGCACCUUUCUACGCUGUCAAGUCGGAUAAUGUCCUCAAGAGGGUUGAAGAACUUCAAUCUGUUGGACAAGAUGAAGCUGCAUUGCAAGCUCUUCAUGAAGUAGUUCUCUCAAAGCGUUCUCGUAGUAACCCCAUCACUGUGAUGGAACCCAUCAUGCUCAAGUACGUUGAACUCUGUGUUGAGCUUAAGAAGGGCAAGAUGGUCAAGGAAGGCCUUCACCAAUACCGUAACAUUGCUCAAAACACCAGCGUCAACUCCAUUGAGACUAUUAUCAACAAAAUGCUCUCACUUGCUGAAGAAAAGGUAGCCGAAGCUCGUGCUAAGGCUGAUAAGAUUGCUGUCGAUGUUGAUGAUUUAGAAGCUUCCGAAACACCUGAAUCCAUCAUGCUCAGCACUGUUUCUGGUGACCAAAACAAGGACAGAACUGACCGUGCUGUUGUCACUCCUUGGCUCAAGUUUUUAUGGGAAGCUUAUCGCACUGUCUUAGAUAUCAUGCGUAACAACUCUCGUUUGGAAACACUCUAUCAAGCCGUCACCCUUAAAGCUUUCCAGUUCUGUUUGACUUAUGAUCGUAAGACUGAAUUCCGUCGUCUUUGUGAAAUUCUUCGUAAUCACUUUAUGAACGUUGCCAAAUACUCUCACCAACCUCAUUCUGUCAACUUGAACGACCCUGAAACCUUGCAACAAUAUUUAGAAUCUCGUUUCGCUCAAUUGAACGCUGCUGCUGAACUCGAGUUGUGGCAAGAAGCCUUUAAGUCUGUCGAAGAUAUCCACACCUUGUUGACCACUUCCAAGAGACCUCCUAAGCCUGUCAUGAUGGCUAACUACUAUGAAAAGCUCACCAAGAUCUUUAUGGUCUCUGACGACUAUCUCUUCCACUCUGCUGCUUGGAACAAAUAUGCCACAAUCGAACGCAACAUCAACAAGAACUUGACUGAAGCCGAACACUCUCGUAUGGCCUCUAUUGUCUUGUUGUCUGCUUUGGCUAUUCCCAUCAUCACCACCACCAAGACUCGCCCUGGAUAUGUUGAAGCUGACGAAUACCGUGUUCAAAAACUCAACCGUCUUUCUAUACUUAUGGGCUUGACUAGCCACCCUACUCGUACUGGCUUGUUGAAAGAAGCUCUUAACAAGAACAUUCUCUCUCGCGUCCGCCCUGAAAUUCGCGACCUUUACAACAUCCUCGAAGUUCAAUUCCACCCCUUGUCUAUCUGCAAGAAGAUCAAUCCUAUCAUGUCCAAAUUGUCUGAAGACAAAGACUUGGCUAGAUACGUUCGUCCUCUUCAUCAAGUCAUCUUGACGCGUCUCUUGCAACAACUUUCUCAGGUUUACACCACUGUCAAGUUGGAUUUCGUUUUGAACCUCGCUUCUUUCCCUGCUCCUUUCAACUAUGAUGCUGCCACCAUUGAAAAGUUCAUCAUGAACGGUUGUAAGCGUGGUGAAUUGAACAUUCGUAUUGACCAUGCUUCUCAGAGCUUGAUCUUUGAGACUGAUCUGUUUGCUCCUCCUAAGGAUACAGUGACUGAAGGUAUUCAGUUGCAAUCUUCUCCUGCUGAUUUGAUGCGUACACAGCUUUCUCGUCUUGGUGUCAGUUUGCAUGCUGUUGUUCAAAUGAUUGAUCCUUCCAUCAAGGAAAACGCCGAGAAGGCUAAACAAGAAGUUGUCCAACGUGCUUUGGCUGGUGCUGAAGAAGAACAUAAGCAAGCUCUUGCUCGUAAGGGUGUCAUUGAACGCCGUAAGGAAGUCAUUGAGACCGAAAUUGCCCGUAAAGAAAAAUUGAUUGCUCAAGAAAAGGCUGCUAUUGCUGCCAAGAAGGCUGAAGCUGAAAAGAAGCGUGUUGAAGAAGAAAUGAAGCGUCGUGAGGAAGAACGUUUGAAGCGUAUUCAAGAAGAAAUUCAACGUGAUCAAGCUAAGCGUAUUGCUGAAGAAAUCAGCAGUAAGACUGGUCUUCAAUUGAAGCCUGAAGAAAUUGAACAAUCUGACGUGAAGACUUUGUUGGACCUUAAGGUCUCUCGUCUUCAAACUGAACAAAAGGAACUCAGUGAACGUCUUAAGCAAAUCAGCAAGCGUAUUGAUCACACUGAACGUGCUUUCAGAAGAGAAGAAAUUCCCCUUUUGGAGAAGGAUUAUGAACAACAACAAAAGACAGAUAAGGCUUUCUAUGAAGCUUCCAAGAAGGCUGAACUUGCUACUUCUAAGGCUAAGCAUGAAGAAAACAUGAAGCUCAAGUCUCGUUUCUCUCGUAUCAUUGGCGAUUACAAGACCUUCAAGAGCAAGCUUGAAGCUGAACGUCAAGCUCAUAACGAUGCUUUGCGCGCUGCUGCUGAAGCCGCUAUUGAAAAAGAAAAGCAAGAAAGAAUUGCUUUGUGGCGUCAAGAGAAAGAAGAACAAGAAAAGAUUCGUGAACAAGAAGAAGCCGAAAGAUUGCGUCGCGAACAAGAAGAACGUGAAAAGGCUGAAGCUGCUGAACGUGAAAAGGCCGAAAGAGAAGCUCGCCUUGCUAAAGAAAAGGAAGAAUUCGCUGAAAAGAAGAAGAAGUUGGAUGAAAUCGCUAGAAAGCAAGCCGAACGUGAAGCUGAAAUUGAACGCAAGUUGGAAGCUAAGAAGGCUGCUGCCACUCGUAAGACUUACACACCUCCUCAAGUUCGUGCUGGUGCUCCUGCUGGUGCUCCUGCUGAAGGUGGCUGGCGUGCCCGUGAAGCUGCUCGUGCUGCUGAAGCUCCUUCUCAAGCUGACAGUGGUUCUUGGAGAACUGCUGGCAGUGCUGAAGGUGGCUGGCGUUCUCGUGAGGCCGCUCGUGAAUCUGCUCGUGAAUCUGCUCGUGAAUCCACUCGUGACAGCGGUGCUUCUGACGGUGGAUGGAAGACUGCUCGUGGUUCCGAAGGUGGAUGGCGCUCUCGUGAAAGUGGCCGUGACAGCAAUGAUCGUCGUGAUAACGAUCGUCGUGAUAAUGAUCGCCGCGACUUUGGUCGUACCCGCGGUAGUGGUAACAGAGGCUUCGGUUCUGGAAAUGUGGAAAGAAAGUGGUAAAUCACUUUUGUCUAAAAAAAGGGAUUAUAGAAACAAAAUUCUAUUUCUAUUUUUUUGUUAUCAAUAUAUAUAAUUCAUUGUCAUCCUUACAUAAUAAAAGGUUUCUUUCAUUCAAUUUGCAUGUAUAAAUAAUUAAGUACUCAUGUUUAAUAAAUUAUAAAAGC